AUGAUUCAGACGACGGAAGAUUUGUGUCGCAAACUCCAGAAUCUUGAUAAUGAAUGGAACAAGAAAAAUCACGAUGUUGAAGAUUGCCUAAAGAAAGUCGAAGAAAUAACAUCUGGAUUAACUAGAUGUGCAUUCCUUCCGAAAAAUGAAUCAGAAGCUUCUCGACGUGAGCUUCUUGUUGCUAGAAGUACACUGGAAAUAGCAGCUAUGUUGUGUUCCGAGAAACAAGAUAUUCCUGCUUUCGAGCAUUAUAUGUCCCAGUUAAAGUGCUACUACUAUGACUAUAAAGGAAAUCUCCCAGAUUCACCCUAUAAGUAUGAACUUCUUGGGCUAAAUCUACUGUUUUUGUUGUCGCAGCGUAGACUAGCUGAUUUCCACGUUGAAUUAGAACGGCUUACGAUUGAAGAAAUCACUUCCAGUGUAUAUAUCAAUCACCCAGUCUCUAUGGAGCAGUAUUUGAUGGAAGGCAACUUUCACAAGGUCUUCCUGUCCAAAGGUAACGUGCCGUCCAAGAGAUACGAUUUCUUCAUCGAUAUAUUUUUGAACGCAACCAGAGAGGAAGUCGCCUCUUGUAUAGAGCAUGCGUACGAAACGUUGUCACUCAAAGAUGCUACUCCUAUGUUGUUUUUUAGUUCAAACAAUGAAACAAAAUUAUUUGCUGAAAAGCGAGCGCCUACGUGA
Molecule: messenger RNA, 681 nt
Organism: Schistosoma guineensis
Lineage: Eukaryota; Metazoa; Platyhelminthes; Trematoda; Strigeidida; Schistosomatidae
Source: the annotation of a GenBank genome assembly